CCGGCGAGAUCAUUGCCAUGCGGUCGAUCAGUGUGUGAUGUAUGCUGGCUAGCGUGUCCCCUGGAUGGCGCAAUGCGACGCUGCCCCUAUAGUUGCGGUAAAGCACGGCAUUGGUCUGGCAUUGCACACGAUGUCAUCUUGCAAAAGAUAUGGACCCUCAUUCGAUCAUUUCAGCAACAACGGACAACGUCUGAAAAGAAGUUGGAGAAUGGUGCUGACAAAGCUUGGUCGGAACAGUUUUUGUCACUCCUUGGUCAGGCGUUGUCUGGGCAAAUACAACGGAAAGAGGACUAUGUACUGGAGCAGUCACCACAGCGUACCCACGACACGGAUUUUGACUUGUUGACGCUGGCACAAUGGCCUGAACCAAAACAUAUUGAGGAAAGUCCCCUCCUUCCGUCCGUCUUGGCGGAACUCGAUUGUCAAAUCUGCUAUGCAGCCUUGUUUGAUCCACUAACGACACCGUGCGGUCACACAUUCUGCAGAAGUUGUUUGUUGCGCUCAGCAGAUCACUCGCCACAAUGUCCAACCUGCAGAGCAACGAUUCCACCACCUUUUGCAAAUCUCUACCAUGCACCCUGUUCAGCGGUCCUUGCCUCAUUCUUCCUCAAUUUCUGGCGACCCUUGUGGCGAGAACGACAGUUGCACAUCAAGGAAGAGCAAGAUUUAACGGAAAUCUUCGGUACGGCCGAUGCAAGUCGACUCGGACCAGGCAUCACCUUGCCAAUUUUUGUGUGUACCUUGGCGUUCCCUUACAUGCCUACUUUUUUGCACAUCUUUGAGCCUCGCUACAAACUCAUGAUACGUCGGUGUGUCGAGUCUGGUGAUGGCAGGUUUGGUAUUGUGUUGCCAAGAUUACCGACGGCGUCGCAGUCUGCUGGUGAAGCACAGGGAUGUCCCUCUGCGACGUAUGGCACUGUGCUGCGUAUUAACAGUGUGCAAUACUUGGAAGACGGACGAUCCUUGCUUGAAACGACGGGUGAAGAUCGUUUCAGAUUGGAGAGAUGGGGAUCUAGAGAUGGAUACAUGGUUGGCAGGGUCGAAUUGCUACCGGAUGACGGCACAGAUGGCGACUCGGAAGCCGAGACGGAAAGCAGUUUAUACCCUGCUGGUGACCUUGGCUUCACGCUAUCGCCUCAAGAUGACGCCUUGGAUAUUGCAGGUUUGUUGCAAGAAGCGACGCAUUUCAUUGGCAAAUUGAGACAAGGUUCUGCGCCUUGGGUCUUGCAGCAUUUGGAAAUCACGCAUGGUGAAGUGCCGGAUGAUCCGAGUGUUUUUGCCUUUUGGGUGGCCAGUUUGAUUCCUGUGCAUGAAGAGGAAAAAUACCUUUUACUCAAGGCGAGAGGUGUUAGGACUCGCUUGCGGAUUGUGUUGCAUUGGGUGAGGAAGUUACAGAACCAGUUGUGGUUCCAUGGGAGUUGUGCAGUGAUGUGAGAUGAGAUAAUGAGUCAGGUGUGUUA
Protomyces lactucae-debilis is the source of this 1460-nucleotide messenger RNA. RefSeq names its product PUA-like domain-containing protein. Bases 73 to 1434 code for a protein of 453 amino acids. The record is from RefSeq and is a predicted model, not a curated record. The transcript has a single exon. Lineage: Eukaryota; Fungi; Ascomycota; Taphrinomycetes; Taphrinales; Protomycetaceae.